AUGGCCUUCAUCACGAUCGUCAAGGCCAUCAUCGCACGCUCGCUCUUCUGCCUCCACUCCUUCAUCGCCGUGUGGAAGCUGGUGGACAUCAUGGACGGCCAGGUGGGCUACUGGUACCUGGUCGGCCUCCUCAUGCUACAGGCCUUCGAGGGGAUCGUGUCCAUCUGCGCCAGGAACGGGGAGGAGAUGAAGUGGUUCUGUCCAUCUGUGUUCCUAUACCUGGUGUCUGUUGUACCGACUGUGUGGCUCAUGGUACUCGGUGUCAACGCAGAAGCAAGGAAGGAAUUGAGUGCCUCAUAUAACAAGACGGUGGAGAGGCACGACCAUGCACCGGCGGUUGCUAUCUCUGACGACGACUGGGUGAGGAUCCUGGUGCAGGUCCUCCUCGUUAUCCUGCUCAUCGGCCGCUGGCUUCUUCCCAAAGGCGAGCUGACCCGCGAGCAGUUGUCGCAGCUGCUGCUCGCCUACAUGGCCAUGGCGGCUGACAUCAUCGAGCUGUUCGACUGCUUCAAGAUGGAAACCGUCGUCUACCACCACGAGCUCAUCUUCGCCACGCUGGGCAUCUGGACGUGGUCGCUCCUGCAGUUCACCCUCGUGCUGAGUGCAACCCACGCCCCCAAGACGCGCCCGUCCAUCAACUACCCUCCGCCCAAGGACAUGAUCGACGAGAUGACGCCCGUCGAUCGCAUGGUCCACGACUUCGGGGAGAACGACGGCCUCCUACGCCCCUCCGUCAGCUGCUCGCCCAACAUCGACCUCUUCCUCGACAUGGACAUCAUCGCUAUCCUGACGACGGUCUUCAUGCAGGACGGACCUUUCUUCUUGCUGAGAUUGACGUUGAUCUUCGGGUAUAAAGUGGUCAGUUACCUAAACAUCUUCUUCACCUGCAAGAACACGCUGCUUGUGUCUCUUCAACUCUACAGACUCUUCGUCCUUAUCUCGAAGAAGAGAAUCGUUAUUCAGAAGCGAAAGGAGUGCCUUAGGAAGAACAGCCUUGCUUGUGCCAGUGUGGAGGAGGGACUUGGCUCUGGCGGUGAAGAUAACACUGAAGUCCCCAAAGAACGAUCGCCGUCGCAGGAAAAGCCCCUUCCCCCGCCUCCUGAGGACGUCUUCGUCGAUCAGUCUGUGGAACAAGCGCUGCUGGAGAUCUUGGAAGUAAUCGGGGAAGACAACGUGAUCAAAGAAAUCGAGAAGAUGGCUCAGCUUCCCCAAGAGGAAAUCUUGCAGUCCAGAAAGAGCACCGCGAGCCUGAAGACCAUCGCCGAGCCGGUGUCCAGUUCAGCCUCCAGGAAAGUGUCGAUGAUCCAGCCCCAGAUCUGCUCUCCGCCGGACUCGGGCUUCCACAACCAGAACGGAGGGCCGUGCGUGCGCACUGUCCGCCGAGGGACGAAGAAGCAGCAGAGCGUCUCCAAACGCAAUCAGGAGUACAUGAAGCGCAUGGAGGACUUCCAGCCCUUCUACGCCGGCAGCGACUGUGGGAGCUUCAGCGACACAGAUGUAAACAACGAGCAAGCUCCCUUUUACCAUCAGGGUGGCUGUGUGAGCGGGUCGUCGACUAGUCUCGUAGAGCCGAAGGCAGACGGUCGGCGACGACAAGGCUGGACCACGAUUCGAGAUCGCUUCUUGCACAACGACCCGCACCUCAGGGACACGCAAUGGCGGGCCUCCGCGCCGACGAGCCUCCAUCGGGAGUCCUCCAGGAGGUCUACGCAUCCUCUGGGAGCUUCACCCUGCCCCCCUUACGAGUACUCCUACAGCCCGCAACCACACCGGCGCUCCAGACACCCGAGUAAGGCCAGUAAAACGGGAGGCUCAGGAACCAUUCACCGCUCGAACACCACGCUCCACCACAGCGCCAGCGUCAAUGACUUCCGCCAGACGAAGUACACCUGCAUCUCCGAAUCGGACGCCGACACGCUCGAAACCAACGUCUGAUGGCGGGAAAUUGUCUCCAGAAUUGUCUUCUUUCUUUUUAAGGAAAAUUGUCUUUCCCAAUUUUCCUUCCAUCAUCAUUUCAUAUUUCCCUUUUUUUCUGCUACUCUAUGUGAUUCUAUUUUGGAUGUUUAAAGAUAUCUUGCAAAGCAAAAACUUUUUUUUUUAUAUACACCGAUCCAUAAUAUAAUUUAAGACUCGCAGACCACACCACUAAAUCUUGAAGAUGCGUGUCUUCAAUUUUACAUUGUUUGAAUGUUUGUCUGGUCACUUUGAGUAAGUUUAUAAUGUUCCCCAAUAAAGCAUUUUACCGUUUUCCCUUUUCCUUUAAUUUAUCUUUUUGUUAAUUUAUGACUAGUUGCUUCCUUGAAAAAACGAUUGUAUUUGUGAACAGAC
This is a messenger RNA of Penaeus monodon (black tiger shrimp), 2328 nucleotides long. Its product is annotated as transmembrane protein 26-like. Lineage: Eukaryota; Metazoa; Arthropoda; Malacostraca; Decapoda; Penaeidae. The record is from RefSeq and is a predicted model, not a curated record.